GCAUGCGCAGUAAUGUGUUAUUCACUUUCGCUACCUUUCCAACUUGAUGUUCAAAGAGAUUUCGAGAGAGGAGAAAGAUGUCUGCCCCUGUAGUACGGGCGACAGUAAGAGCAGUCAGCAAGAGAAAACUGCUUCCAACUCGGGCUGCGUUAACUCUGACGCCAUCAGCAGUAAGUAAGAUUAAACAUCUGUUACAAAACAAACCAGAAUAUAUCGGUCUGAGGGUGGGAGUCCGAACACGUGGCUGCAAUGGACUCUCAUACACAUUGAACUACAUCAAGGAGAAGGAGGAGACAGCAGAUGAGGAGGUGCUGCAGGAUGGGGUCAGAGUCUUCAUAGAGAAGAAGGCGCAGCUCACCCUGCUGGGAACCGAGAUGGACUAUGUGGAGACCAAGCUGGCGAGCGAGUUUGUCUUCAACAACCCCAAUAUCAAAGGGAUGUGCGGCUGUGGCGAAAGCUUCAGUGUUUGAGCAGGUCGCCCUCCUGUCUCACUCGUUUCUUACUCAGUCGGUUCACCCCCUCAUAAUCUUCCAGAUCAGCUAGGUGUUGCCAAGUAAGCGAGAGAUUAAGUGACUCUGGGUGAGUCCAUGCAUUGAAGGGGUCUGGAUGUAUCCGUUUUCUGUAAUAUGUAUUAUGUAGAUCACGUAUUUUGGCACUACUUGUGCCCAUUUUGGCUGUGUGGUUUUGCUCUCAACAGUUCCACCUCUGCUACUCAUCCAGAGCAAAGAGCAGUUAAUUCUGCACAGACCUGUGUCAGGUAGCAUAUCUAUGUAUAUAACAAAUCUAUAUGUCUAUGGAAAAACUUGAUGCUAAAUCAAACAUCCCCCCCUCCCCAAGAAAUGGUCCAUGAAAGCUAACAGAACAUGUCAAAGUUGAUAUACAUGCCUGCAUGCAGACCUCUGUGCGCGCCAAGUGUGUCUGGUUUUCCACUGUAAGGUCUGGUAUUGUCACAAACUGAUCACAAAUGAAUGACAUGGACCUAAAGGCUCCUGUCCAAGCACUAAUGCAGCUCAGCACCACUGGGCAAACACUGAACUGUGCAGCUGUGUUUUCUGAGGCACCAAAGCUAGGAGUGCAUGUCUAAUACAAAACCAGAGACAUGAAUAUGGUCCCUUCAUAUGUUAGUCUAAAACUGGAAGGUCAUGGCAUUUCAUUUUGGACGUAUGAGUUUGACUUGAGUCUAGGGUCAGUGGGUAACUCUGAAUAUAUCAGUGCUUUGAAUCACUCUGGGAUACCGUCUGAGUUGUUUGUUUAGAUUAUGAAACUUUUUACCAGUAGUCCAGAGAUGACAGUAUAAUGCUCUUUGCUGAAUUUGCAAAGAGCUUCAGAUAUGCGGGGCUUCCUUCUAGCGAGGGGAAGAGUACAGGUUCAUGCUGGUAUGGUGUUUUGGAUCUGUUAAGAUGCUGGUUGGUCUACUUUAACUGAUAGGAAAUGUAAAGACCGCCAACCAUGGGAUUUGAAGUUUAGUUUCUCCCAUUACUGCUUGCUACGUCAUGGAGAAAUUCAUUUCCACCAUAAUUUUCCAUGAUUUUUUUCUAACCGCUAAGAAUUAUUUGCUUGCCGUCAACCGAGUGGUUUGCGAUUUUGAAAUUGCUAAAAGCCUAUAAUAGCUCAACAAAAGAGGUUUAUAAAACGAGCACCUCUUUGGCCUCAAUCUAUGUGACUUGGAAGGCAAAGACCAUUGAUGUUGUUGGGCUGUUUACAGUGAUGAGAUGUAUGCUGCCUAUUCAUGUUACAUCCAUUUUUUUUCUUGGUUCUGCUUGUUUGUUCACUUGCGGAAACAUUGGAUUUUUUUUUAGGCUCGGGGGAAGAAUGAGGAAUGAUAUCCAGAAUAUGUUGAGGGCAAGGGGAACAUUUUUUAUAAUUAUUAUUUCUGUUGUUUUAUCCUCUGGUUAUAUGUAUAUAUAAAGAAUGUAUAGUACUCUUUAACCCCAUAAUGAAACGCACAAAUUACAUAUACAAAAGAGGAAUGGACUAUUUCAGUGUCAAAACAACAGAAUGUGUUUGUACAGCGUGUGGUAUUAUUACUUGUGCAAUAUGUCAUUAAAGUUUCCAACAGA
Brienomyrus brachyistius is the source of this 2060-nucleotide messenger RNA. RefSeq names its product iron-sulfur cluster assembly 1 (gene isca1). Gene Ontology annotation, molecular function: 2 iron, 2 sulfur cluster binding. Lineage: Eukaryota; Metazoa; Chordata; Actinopteri; Osteoglossiformes; Mormyridae. Gene Ontology annotation, biological process: iron-sulfur cluster assembly. Gene Ontology annotation, cellular component: cytoplasm; mitochondrion. The record is from RefSeq and is a predicted model, not a curated record. The coding region runs from base 78 to 470 and encodes 130 amino acids. The transcript has 4 exons.